AUGAAGAGAAGUCUCGUCAUUGCUUGCAUUUUGGCCACACUCACUGUGCUAGCAAACAGUGAGCACCAUGGAUCACCUCCAAACUCUCCAGCACCGGCACCUUCAGUAGAUUGUACCGAUGUUUCAUUCGACAUGUUGGAUUGUAUAACCUAUUUGUCAGAUGGUAGCAACGUUGCGAAGCCCACUGAUUCUUGCUGUGCUGGAUUUGAAGCAGUGCUUAGUCUGGAUUCUGAGUGUCUAUGUUUUGCGUUAAAGCAUAGUGCAGAUUUUGGCGUUGCUGUGAAUCUUACUAGGGCUGCAGCUUUAUCUUCUCUGUGUGGAGUUUCUGGUCCUCCUCUCAGUAAAUGUGGAAUCUCCGUGCCUCCUACCGGUGCACCUGCUACCCCUCCAUCCUCCACACCAGUCCCAGCUCCACCAACAGAAUCUCCACCAUCUCCUGUUAUAGAACCACCAACGAAUAACCAACCUUCAGCCCCAGUUCCAGCGCCAUCGAACAGUGGUGAUAAUGGGGGAUCAGCAGCAGCUCCAGCACCAGCACCAGCAAAGGGGAUGGCAAAUUCUAUUUCUUCUCCCUAUUUGGUUUUUAUUAGCUGCGCUGUUGCUUCCACUUUUUCUCUUUUUCUGUGGGUUUAG
This is a messenger RNA of Dovyalis caffra, 633 nucleotides long. The record is from the annotation of a GenBank genome assembly. Lineage: Eukaryota; Viridiplantae; Streptophyta; Magnoliopsida; Malpighiales; Salicaceae.